Polypterus senegalus (gray bichir) is the source of this 1047-nucleotide messenger RNA. RefSeq names its product olfactory receptor class A-like protein 1. NCBI's taxonomy places the organism in Eukaryota, Metazoa, Chordata, Cladistia, Polypteriformes, Polypteridae. Gene Ontology annotation, biological process: G protein-coupled receptor signaling pathway. The record is from RefSeq and is a predicted model, not a curated record. Gene Ontology annotation, molecular function: pheromone receptor activity. The transcript is spliced from 2 exons. Gene Ontology annotation, cellular component: membrane. The coding region runs from base 1 to 1047 and encodes 348 amino acids.
AUGCACCACAGCAAAUCUGCCAGCUGCUUUCACACACCGGCACUUGGAAAAGAAGAGUCACAGUCGACAAAGGUCUUGACAUUAAAAGUUAUGGACACCAGAGUUGUCAUCAAAGCAACCAGCUUCAUUAUCUUGACAAUCAUCAGUGUUCCUGCCAAUCUUGUUGUUUGCUGUGCUUUCCUGCACAGCUACUUGAUCGAGGCCAAGCUCCUAACAGCUGACAUCAUUCUUUGUCACCUGGCUUUUGCCAACCUCAUGGUAGCCUUUACUCGUAGUAUCCCACAGACAAUGGCUGCCUUGGGCUACCUGAACCUCUUUGAUGAUGUUGGCUGCAAAGUUACUAUUCUUUGCUUCCGUGCUUUCCGAGGCCUCUCCAUUAGCCUCACUUGCCUGCUUUGUGUCUACCAGGCUGUAGCCAUCUCACCUGCCACCUCUUUACUUGCUUCACUGAAGAUGAGAAUCCCUCAGUAUCUGCUGUAUAUCAUCCUGUUCCUCUACCUUCUCUACUACUUCUCCAGUAUCACGUCUGUCCUUAAUGCUGUUUCUAGCCUCUUUAACAACACAAUUCCUCCAUACACAUUAAAUUUAGAAUAUUGCUUUGUCUUAUAUAAGGAUUACUCUUCAUAUAUCUCCAUGGGGUUUGGGAUUAUGUCCAGAGACCUUGUGUUUAUAGUGCUAAUGACCAUCAUGAGUGGCUACAUCCUAAUACUUCUGUACCAGCAUGGUCAAAAAGUUAAGAAUAUAAGGAGCUCUGACAACAGCCAAAAGGGAGGGAGAGCAGAGACCAAGGCUUCCAGGGCAGUGGUCAUCUUGGUCAUUUUGUAUGUUGUCUUCUUUGGCAUCGAUAACAUCAUCUGGCUGUACUCCCUUACCAUCUUGAGAGUGGCACCUCUAAUUUCCGACAUCCGGGUCUUCUUUGCAACCCUUUAUACCUCAGCGUGUCCCAUUGUGGUCAUCACCACUAAUCCAAAAGUCCAAAGAAAAUUAAAACUAAUGAAGAUGAAGGGAGAAGUCCAGCCCACAGACAGCAGUACAAGUACAGUGUGA